Molecule: messenger RNA, 3042 nt
Organism: Hemicordylus capensis (graceful crag lizard)
Lineage: Eukaryota; Metazoa; Chordata; Lepidosauria; Squamata; Cordylidae
Product: zinc finger protein 398-like
Exons: 9
Coding region: 588-2507 (639 amino acids)
Biological process (GO): regulation of DNA-templated transcription
Source: RefSeq, a predicted model, not a curated record
GGAGGGUCAGAGGGAAUCGCCGUACUGGUGCACCGGCAGCAAAGGUGGCUGCAGCAAGCUGGUUCCAGUCAAGCAGGGGGGUCCCCAGCUUAGGAAGCUUCCAUCUACUGAGUCCAACCCUUGGUCCGUCUAGCUCAGUGUUGUCCUCACAGACUGGCAGCGGCUUCUCCAAGGUUGCAGGCAGGGAUCUCUCUCAGCCUGAUCUUGGAGAUGCUGCCAGGGAGGGAACUUGGGACCUUCUUCUGCUCUUCCCAGAGCGGCUCCAUCCCUUAAAGGGAAGAUCUUACAGGGCUCACACUUCUAGUCUCCCUUUCAUAUGCAACCAGGGUGGACCCUGCUUAGCUAAGGGGACACGACAUGCUUGCCUCCACAAGACCAGCUCUCCUCUCUUGAGGCUUGUGGGACUACAACUGCCAUCAUCCCCCAGGCCAAGAGGCCAUUAGCCCUGGGGAUGAUGGGAGUUGUAGUACAAAAACAUCCAGCGGGGGAGGAGUUUGAGAACUCUUGUAUUCACCGUUGUUUCCAAACGAUCUUCAAGGACAGCACAUGUACUACAUCUUGCAGUAGUUACGCUGGAUGUUGCCAGAAUGUCGGUCACUGUGGCCAAAGGUUCCCCACUCAGGCACCUGCAGCAGCCCUCCAGGUGGACUGCGGAGGUCCAGGCUUCUGCCCUCCCUGACGCGAGCUUCCCGAAAGAGGCUCCGCUCCAGACGGCCACCAUUUCCCUGUGGACGGUGGUCGGGGCCGUCCAGGCCGUGGAGAGGACGGUGGAGGCACAAGCCCUGCGGCUGCUGAGCCUGGAGCAGAGAUCGGGGACGGCCGAGAAGAGGUUUGCGGACUGCGAGAAGGCCGUGGCCGAGCUGGGGCGCCAGCUGGAGAGCCGCUGGUCGGCGCUGGGGACCCUCCUGCAGGAGUACGGGCAGCUGCAGCGGAGGCUGGAGGACAUGGAGAACCUGCUGAAGAGCGGGAACUUCUGGGUCCGGAGGGUGCCGGUGGGCGCAGCCGGAGAGGGCUCCAAGGUCUCUGCGACUUUUGGAGACAUCUCAAGCCAUUUUCCCCGGGAGAAAUGGGAAAGCCUCGAGGACUGGCAGAAGGAGCUCUGUAAAAACGUGGUGAAGAGAAAUUGCGAGUCUCUGAUCUCACUAGAUUUCGCUGUUUCUAAACUGGAAAGUUUGGCCUGUGCUGAAGCAAGAGACCCCGCUCACGUUCCAGACUCAGGAGGACCCGCCCAGGAACCUGCUCCUGCUGCUAGAACAGACUCCUCUCCUGCUUCUCGGACGGAGGAGAUUAUCUCCUGGGUUAAACAGGAGGACUCGUCCUGCGCCAGGGACAGCGGGACUGCUCAGGAAGGAGGGCUGUGUCAAGGCACCUGCAAUUAUUACACUGUUUCUAAACUGGAUAGUUUACCAAGCGACAGCAAAGGAGCCCCACCCUGUGCUCCACACCAGCCAGACCUGGACGCAGAAGCUCACCACAUCUCUACCACAGACAGCACAGAAUCUCCCGAUUCGAGAACAGAUGGGAUCUCCUGGAUCAAGCAGGAAGAGCAGCUGGCCGCUAGGGACAAGAGAGACAGCCAUCAAGGCGACUCGGCCUAUUGUGAGCCCUUUGGGGAUAGGGCGCCUUCUUGUUCUCAUCAUCUUCCUCAACCCUGCCACCUGUUAAGCUCAUCGGGGGAGGUCCGGUUGCUGUUACCACUGGCUUGCUUGGUGGUGACUCAAAACUGGGCCUUUUCUAGGGUUGUCUUGGGACUUUGGAAUGCACUCCCUAACAAAAUUAAAGCCAGCGACAGACCCGGCCUGCGGCACCUUGAGGAGCACCAGCCAGAGGACCCCGCCAACCCCCCGCUCCUGCUCUUCUUCCCAGGCGGGUCAGUGGCCCCCAUCUUCAACGGAGCCAUCGGGGAGAGCCAGCCCCUCUCGGACCUGCAUGGCGCCUGCCUCGGCCGCAGAGCCGGCGGGAGCAAGCCACGCCCUCCCGCCGUGCCCCCCCUGGAAGCGGGGAUGGACCGGCCGCACACCUGCCUGGAGUGCGGGAAGACCUUCAGCCUGCUGCUCAGCCUGCAGAUCCACCAGAUGAACCACCAGAAGAAGAAGCAGUACGAGUGCGCCUACUGCGAGGUGGCCUUCAGCUGCCCCUCGGAGCUCGUCCGGCACCAGAUGAUCCACACGGGGGAGAGGCCCUACAAGUGCACGGUGUGCGGGAAAGGGUUUGUGCGGAAGCAGCACCUGAUCCCCCACCUGCGCCUGCACACGGGCGAGCGGCCAUAUCACUGCGCCGAGUGCGGGAAGGACUUCAUCUGCAAGCACCACCUGCUGGAGCACCAGCGCACCCACACCGGGGAGAGGCCCUACGCCUGCCCCGCGUGUGGGAAGAAGUUCCAGCGGAAGAAGUCGCUCAAGGACCACUUGCGGGUUCACAGUGCGGAGCGGGGGACGAGGGACUCUGCCCAGCCUCUCCCGCAGGAACCGGAGACGGCAGGGUCAAGGACAGGAAACAUGUGGUAGCAGGAAGCCGAGCGGGGCGGGGGAGAAGGAAGGGGCACCCCACUUGGACAAGCAGCUGAUGGGCACAGCGGAGUGUCCUCACCGCUACAAAUCCAAAACCUGUUGCUGAAAACGCCCCGGUCUGCAGAGGCGGCGAAUCGGGCUUGCUUGGCAUAUUUAUUUGGGUCCUUAAAGCCCUGGAAAGGGAAGGGGCUGCAAGCCGCACAACACAGGCACUGCCGCUCAGACCUGUCCGCCCUUCGUGUUGCUGCGUCACCCGUUCAUCUGCCGUCCCUCGCCUCACCUGUGCAUUGGGUGUGUAACCUUUUCUCUGUCGCCCGACUAGUGUUGUGCUCUGUCCAUGAAUCCAGCAGGGGGAGGGACGGGGAGUCAUUUUGAGUUUUGUCGCCUCUGGUAUUUGCACCACCCUCCCAGGGUUUUUGCAUCAGCUUGAGUAGAUUGUAAGUCUGCAGGCAGGGAGUGUGUGGUUCCUAAUUGUUUGGUACAAUGCCUAGUGGUUUUAGGCACCACUUUAAAUAAAACAAACUACAUCAUG